Ectocarpus sp. CCAP 1310/34 is the source of this 5069-nucleotide messenger RNA. The record is from the annotation of a GenBank genome assembly. Lineage: Eukaryota; Phaeophyceae; Ectocarpales; Ectocarpaceae.
CCUUGCUCUGUGGGCGCACCACUGCACUGACGGAGAAACUGGUGCCGGACUGUCAUCUAACUGGCGCUCUCAAGCCACAGAACGGGCACACGAACGUCGGUGGGGAGGGAGACCGCCGAGUGCUAGAGCGGCCUACGCGCGGAAAUUCUUGGUCAAGAUCUCUUGGUGCCAACUGUAUCGGAAUACAGCAGCAGUGGGCGGCGUUGGACUCUUUAAAUGGACAACGCCUUGGAUGCCUGGCGUCCAACGAACCACCAAGGUUUUUGCCAGUAGCCCUGUCGCCUUGACACGAUACGAGGCGUGAGAAACAAAGAAGGGGUCACUACAUAUCUACAAGCGGAAGAAAUAUCACACCUACACAGAGAGAGAGGCACGCCUACGCCUACGCUUGGGGUGUGAUCGGGAGAGAGGGGCUUGGGAGGUGCUGGAAGCGUAAUCUCGUGGGGGAACAGACCAUGGCGGGCUGGCGGUCGCACUCGCAGCGAGUGGGGCGAGAGACCUUCCACACGGAUGUUCGAUAUUCGAACUUCGAGCCGAUAGGCGACGGCUCCUACGGGUUCGUGUGUUCCGCAGACGACAGGGCCACCGGCAAGCGCGUGGCGAUGAAGAAGGUGAAGGAUGUUUUUCGAGAUCUGGGGGACGCCAAGAGAAUACUGCGGGAGCUCAAGCUGCUGCGGCAUUUCCGCCCUCACGAGAACGUGGUGACGAUCCUUGACAUCAUGGUUCACCCAGAGAACUCCCUCGAUUUCAGGGAUGUGUACAUCGUGACGAACCUCAUGGAGUCGGACCUACAGAAGAUCAUCGCCAGCACCCAGCCUCUUACCGACCAGCACUUCCACUACUUUCUAUACCAGUUGCUGAGAGGCUUGAAGUACAUCCACAGCGCGAACGUUCUGCACAGGGACUUAAAGCCGUCCAACCUCGUCUUGAACGCCAACUGCGACCUGGCCAUCUGCGACUUCGGGUUAUCCCGGGGGGUCGAGCAAGAAGGGGGCGAGACGCUAACCGAGUACGUCCAGACUCGAUGGUACCGCGCGCCCGAGCUGCUGUGCUACUCUAGCACGUACGACACGGCGGUGGACAUGUGGAGCGUCGGGUGCAUCUUCGCGGAGCUGCUCGGGCGGAAGCCCUUCUUCCGGGGGAAGAACCCCAUGCACCAGCUUCAGAUGAUCGUGGACGUGCUCGGGUGUCCCUCCGAGGAGGACAUGUCCUUCAUCCAAGACAAGGCCGCGAGAGCCGUGGUCUUGCAGCACGCCAGGCAGGCGGUGGCAAGGAGGGGGACGGGGGGGGUGCGGCCCCUGGCGGUGUACUUCCCGACCGACACGAGCCCGCUCGCUCUCGACCUGCUCGCCAAGAUGUUGGUUUUCAAUCCACGGAGGCGCAUCGGUGUUGUUGAGGCCCUGGAGCACCCCUACCUUGCAGACCUUCACGCACAGAUGGUGGGCAAGGAGCCCAAUUGCGGAAAGAUCUUCGACUUCGACUUCGAGAAGGAAGGGGGAGGGUCGUCGGACAGGCUGGUGCCGAAGAAGCAGAGGGUUAUCCCCCGUGGCGAGCUCAAGGCGCUCGUCCUAGAGGAGCUAUUAGUGUAUCGACCGUCUGCUCAGGGAGAGAACCUCCUCGCCGUGGCAAAACAGGCGGCGGAGGGCGAACGCCAACAGCACCUCAGGCAGUCGGCUUCUCCUGGAUCCUGGUCAACCUCUCCGAGUCUGGACGCCAUGGACGCUUCUGGCUACGAGGCUCUUUCACCAGCAGCACAGAUGUCGCUAGGUGGGCUGAGUCCGAUGGACGGUGUCGGCCCCGGGAUGAUCACGCCUACUCCGGGAGUUCACGGGUACUCCGGGGCCGUGUCGUACGGUAGUGCAGUGCCGCCGCAGGACAACAGCAGAGCGACGUUCCAGCAGCCGCAGCAACAGCAACGGUGGCAGCAGCAGCAGCUGCAGCAACAACAGCACCAACAGCGGCGAUCCAUGCCGCCGCCACAGCAGACCCCCUACCACCCGUCAUCAUCGGCAUCGCAGGCCGCGAGUCCUGCAGCGGUAGCCGCUGCCGUAGCCGUUGCUACAGCGGCGGCGGCGGCUUCUUCUUCUUCCACCCCCUUCCGAGCCCACCAAGGGUUUGGCGAUGGACACAAGCGGCCACCGCCUCACGAAAAGCGGUAGACACGCCGGUCUAGCAGCAAUGCCUCCGUCAUCGAACAGCGAUCCAUGGGAGUGCGCGUUGCACGAUGGCCCCGGAGCAGCAUUCAUCUCACGCAGCGAUAGAAACGGGAUGAUGCGAUCGAAGCAGGAGCUAGCUCUUGCAGUGGUCGGGCAAGGCACAUUGUGCCUCCCCCCCUCCCCUCAAGGGGAAAGACCCCAAGAAAGGUGUGCCGUUUCCGGAGUUCCACGCGGAUGCGGUGGGAGGGAAACGGGGUGGUGGAUACCGUCGGUGACGCAAGAUACCACACCCCCUGGAUCGAAUUUUCAAAGCUUGGACGGCUCCACGACGAAGAGGAGGCCAAACUCUAAUAAUUUGUUUUUGGCAAGGUCUCGAACGAGACGGUUCCAACUCCUCCAUUUUGGGCACCGCCACUCUUUCUACCGCUGUGUGGAGUAAUCGAGCCCUCGAAAACUGGUCCAGGGGUGUAUUUUAUUUUGCUGCUUUCUCCUCUUUGGCAGCUGGUCGUGUGGGUGUGUUUCAGCCAGUGUGUGGUAUGAGCACCCCCGCCCCCCCCUCGUUGUUUGCCAUCGGGGUUGGAUUUUCGUCGCUUGGCAGCGACGUUGUAAAACAAGCCAAUUCACUUCGUGAACUCGGCAACCAGGUUACCGUUGUUUUUUUUUUAUUCUUUUUUUUGGCGGUAACCAUAAUGGUGGUCGAGUAGAUCAUGUUGUGCGGGGUGGAGAACCCUCACUCCGCGCAAGGGGGAUGAUCGCACCACGAUGUGUUAAAAUGGUCAAGCACCCUCGAGGCAGUUACACAGUGCUUACAACCUUCUCUGGAAGUGAAAGCACCAGAAAAUAAACUAAGUCAUACGCAGCUGUCAUCCGUAUGCAAGGAAGUAAGCACAAGAUGCCGAACACCCUCAGCAGGAUGCAGCGCACCGUUCAUCCGACUCGCCGAAUACCUCACGGCGCUUUGCGCUUGGUGAUGUGAGAGCCUGGUCCGGUGAGAACCCGUUGUGCUCCGUCCCGGCUUGGUAGGGAUGUGAGGUCAAUGGUCUAACGACUACGGCAUGCACGACUAUGAGUAGACUACACCCCCCCCCAUCACACGGAGUAUGUGUCCACGUCGGUACCGAAAAAAAGCAGCAGGGGAGCGGGUGUGCUUGGUGGUAAAAUUGUAGAAGAGUUUUUGUAGGGCGACAGAAAGUGUGGUCCCUUGUCUCGGUUUUCGGGACCCAUUGCGUUCGUCCGGCAGGUGUCGCACUACUGUAUUGUCCUGCCCACUGCUGUCCGAGAACGACAUCUGCCUGAGCAGCGAUCGGGGCUCGGCGGCGGGGGGGAGGGGGCGGGGCUCGGGCGGUCGUAGAGGACAGAGCCGCGCGGCGAAAACAUGAAAUUGUGACGAGACAACGUAAGAUUGGUUCUCCACGUGUUCCGUUGCAAAGGAAUGUUGUUGGAUGGAGGCCGUUGCGUUUGCCUCACCAGCCGUUGUUGUUUCGACUCCUACUGCACCACGUUUUUCGCUUCGUGUUUCUUGCAAAAUGGCGUUUUUUUUUUUGCAAUGUGGCAGUUGGUUGAAGUUUUGAUCGUUUUGGUAGUCUCGAGGGUGAGCUGUGGAGAAAGCCGUGUGGCGGGCGGUAUUUUGCAUCGACGUGCGCCAUUGUCCGCUCCCAGCAUGCUAUUAUGAAUGACUUAACGUUCUUCUCGUUGAACUUUCUUGUCAUUUUGAAGCGGCACGCGUGCGCCGCCGCUGUUCAAUGGAGGCUUUCCUGCCUGGUGAUGUUUGCUGCUUCGUCCCCUUUUAUUGUGUUGCUGUAGGAGCUACCGUCAUGAAUCCCUUUUUACUUAACACCAUCACUAUCCGUUUGAAACAGCAGGAUGCACGGUUUGCAUCAAAGGAACGGGAGUUGGAAUAGGUGAAUAUCGUAGGGCGUGCUUGUUGUGUAUUCGUUGUCGCUGGAUCAGGGGUUCGGCGGGAAGUACCUUGUGCUUGAAAGGGGUGCGUGUAAUGAAGAACCGCAGGCAAUGGUGAUUGAUUACUCUCUCGUGUGAAAAACUUUUAAGGGUGUUUUUUUUCGCAAUGUAUCUUUGGUGGAGGAGGAAGGGCGGUUUUCAUUAAGGAUCGAGAGUAGAGACUAAUUUAUGUGGAUGUGAAAUGUGUGGUGAAAGAUGGGUCUAACGUGAGUCACUCACUCCACCCGCACGGUCUUCUUCUGUUUAGCUGCCCACCUUUGAUGUUUUUAUUGGCGUAUUAUGCGGCGUGCGCCCUUGUUGCCGUUGCGGACAGCAGUUCUCGUGCAUCCCAAGCCCUUGAAAGUGGAACGGACGAACGUCCUUCGUUCGUUUCGUAUGCAUGCAGUCGUCAUAGCUUGCAAACUGCUCGGAGUAGAUGCAAAGGGGCAGCGUACCAUGAUGGGAAAAAUAAGACUGCAUAGACCUCUGGGUAGACUAUUGCUUAUGAUUUUGGCAAAACAUGGACGACGAGAUGAGAUUUCAUGUACAGAUGUAACUACAUGAACUUGUCUUUCAUGUGUGGAUGGUCUACAAGCACACAGCAAGUCGUAUGGUACAUCAUUGGAGGGCCCUGUUUGGUGCGAUUUGAACAGUAUCUAGGGCCCGUGCCCGGUAACAUGUAGACUUUUGUCCCGGUUUCGGUUUAAUGGCUGCCACAGACUGAAUCAUGAAGUCAUUUCAAGUACUUUGAACAGUGCCAGUGUCCAGCAUAAUUAUGCCGUCAACUUUCUCUGGGCACAUACUGUUUUGGCACUAAACAGCCCCCCCCACUGGAUGAUUAUAUUAUACAUAGUCUAGUCUACAUGCAGGAUAUCGCUUGGACGUUCCGCAGAAUGAAUGCAAGUGACGCAACGUACAAUGUACGUACACGUACAUGUCUUGCAGGAGGGGGUCCAAUCCCCCUCCUGUGUGACC